This is a messenger RNA of Microdochium trichocladiopsis, 844 nucleotides long. RefSeq names its product cytochrome c. Gene Ontology annotation, molecular function: electron transfer activity; heme binding. The transcript is spliced from 4 exons. The record is from RefSeq and is a predicted model, not a curated record. Gene Ontology annotation, biological process: mitochondrial electron transport, cytochrome c to oxygen; mitochondrial electron transport, ubiquinol to cytochrome c. Gene Ontology annotation, cellular component: mitochondrial intermembrane space. NCBI's taxonomy places the organism in Eukaryota, Fungi, Ascomycota, Sordariomycetes, Xylariales, Microdochiaceae. Bases 161 to 487 code for a protein of 108 amino acids.
AGUCCUUUUUUUAUUUCUCGCGCUCACCAGCCGGCCCUCCUCGCACUCCCUUCCUCCUCUUCCCAUCCUCUCACCGUCUGUCACCUCUGCACGACGACAACGUCCUCACACCAACGUCUAAUACCUAAUCCUCUCCACAUCCACCACAUCAACCGCCACAAUGGGAUUCAAGGAAGGUGACUCCAAGAAGGGUGCCAACCUCUUCAAGACUCGCUGCGCUCAGUGCCACACCCUCAAGGAUGGCGAGGGCAACAAGGUCGGCCCUGCUCUCCACGGUCUCUUCGGCCGCAAGACUGGCUCCGUCGACGGCUUCUCCUACACCGACGCCAACAAGGCCAAGGGUAUCACCUGGGACGAGAACACUCUGUUCGAGUACCUCGAGAACCCCAAGAAGUACAUCCCUGGCACCAAGAUGGCCUUCGGUGGUCUCAAGAAGGACAAGGACAGGAACGACCUGAUCACCUUCAUGAAGGAGGCUACUGCCUAAACGAUUGUUCGACACGACUUGUAACGAUAAGAAAUGCGUAGAAUGGGACCAGCUAGUUCUGUACAUAUAGAAUAGACACUCUGGCGGUGCCCCUGCCUUGCGACCUCAUUACGACGCCGCCAGGGUGGGCGUGUGCAACAACAAGCACCACGGCGGAUAACGACAGUAUUACCUUCGUCUACCUUCGCCGGCGCAAAGAAUAUCUCCCCUUUUUGUAACCUUUUUGAAAAAGCGGGGAGGUCUGGGCUGGAGUUUUCAAGCGGUGGUUUGGAUUCUCGCAUUAGAUCUGUAUACCAAUAACGAAACAUGUUUCUGCAUCGCCGUUAAGGGGCGAAAAAGAUCAACAUCUUUUCCCAA